Messenger RNA from Encephalitozoon cuniculi GB-M1, 570 nucleotides. RefSeq names its product 40S ribosomal protein S5. The record is from RefSeq and is marked provisional. Gene Ontology annotation, molecular function: structural constituent of ribosome; mRNA binding; rRNA binding. The transcript has a single exon. Gene Ontology annotation, biological process: ribosomal small subunit assembly; translation. Gene Ontology annotation, cellular component: cytosolic small ribosomal subunit; ribosome. Lineage: Eukaryota; Fungi; Microsporidia; Unikaryonidae. The coding region runs from base 1 to 570 and encodes 189 amino acids.
AUGGCUGAGAUAAAUCUGUUCGAGAAAUACAGCUACGAAGAGGUUAAGGUCAACAACGUGUCGCUGAGGCCAUACAUAAAUCUAUCUCGCCGAGGAAUAGUUCCCCAUGCAGCUACAACCAUCACCAAGGGAACAACGGGGAAGGCCAGGAUUCCCAUUGCAGAAAGAUUUGUGUGCUCUCUUAUGAGGCAUGGAAGAAACAGUGGGAAAAAAAGACUAGCAAUCAAUAUAUUUGAAGACGCCUGCUUUAUAAUCCAUUCGAUGACAAAGAAAAACCCUCUCCAGGUUCUGGUCGACGCCAUUGUCAACUCCGGGCCUCGGGAGGAUACUGCAAGAAUUGGAAGAGCAGGAUCAAUGAGAAGGACAUCUGUGGAUGUUUCGCCUCUAAAGCGGAUAAGCAUAGCGAUAUCCAAUCUUUCUGCCGGAAUUAGAAAUGCAUCGUUCAGGAACAGAAUAACACUGGCAGAGGCCAUUGCCAAUGAGCUGAUAGCGGCCUCUACAAACUCACAAAACUCCUAUGCAGUUAAUAAGAAGAAAGAAAUCGAGAGAAUAGCCCAAUCCAAUCGUUAA